Molecule: messenger RNA, 1230 nt
Organism: Diorhabda carinulata
Lineage: Eukaryota; Metazoa; Arthropoda; Insecta; Coleoptera; Chrysomelidae
Product: probable splicing factor, arginine/serine-rich 7
Exons: 6
Coding region: 169-1116 (315 amino acids)
Source: RefSeq, a predicted model, not a curated record
UUUGACUGUAAUAACAUGAAAUUUAUAUAAAAAAUUGGACACUAAGCAACAGUUGUUUAUAAACUUUCAUCAAAUGUCGGUUUUCAAAAUUUAAGUUGAAUUUUUUCGGCAUUGAAAUAAAAAUUAGUUAUAUUGAAAUUUAUAUGUAACAGAAUCGCGAAAACCCAAAUGAAUACUCGCAAGAUGACCAUACGUGACACCACUUUCCUAGGCGAAGUAAUGGAUACCAUAGCUAAUUUCAAGGAUUCAAAAGGUUCGCCUCCCGAUAAGAUACUCGGUGCUAUUGUUUCGCAAAAGAAAGUUCCAAUAAGGAAUCCAUCUUUGCAAAUGAGGAAAGCUCUGAAGAACGGUCUGGAAACUGGUCUCUUGAAAGAGAUGAAUGGAAAAUUCAAGUUAUGUCUAAGCAACAGGGAAUACUCCAGAUUCAAAAACUUUGCGAUGAUGCGGACGAAGCAGCUUCGGAUUAGAGAAUUCAGAAGAAGAGACAUGCGUCUUCUAGAUAAACGCCGGAGACGCGAUAGUAGAAGAAGAGACAUGCGUCUUCUAGAUAUACGCCGGAAACGCGAUAGUAGAAGAAGAGACAUGCGUCUUCGAGAUAAACGCCGGAGACGCGGUAGUAGAAGAAGACGCAGAAGUCAAUUCUUCGAAAAUGAUACCAAAGAACUUCAUAAGACUUCAAAUGGUUCACGAUUGCUCAAAUUAGCCCCGAGUUCUAUAAACGAAUUACGUAGACGUAGUAGAAGUAAAAGACGUAGACGUAGACCUAGAGUAAGAAGAAGAAGUUAUUUUUUAAAAGACAACAUUACGAUGGCCGAGCUGAUGGACCGUAGUAGACGGCGUAAAGGAAGAAUGCGAGAACGGCUCGUACGUCGACGAAGUUUAGUAGAAAGAGAAGGCGAUGAAAAUCCGGAAUCUAAAGAGAUAUCGAGAAUAUCAUCGGAAGAAGAACCGAGAAUUGUCAAAAGUGGAUCGAGGCAUCCCCUUGUGAAACGAGAAACGGAACCAGGAGGAAAUCAAAUCAACGACAACGUGAAUGCUCAUUGCAUUCACAGUUUUCACCACGACGACGGUCACUACGGACAUCCACCGCAUUUUGGAAGAGAAUAUUACAAUUAAUUUAACAAAAUCACCAACAAAAAAAAGUCUCUACAAAUGUUAUGUUAUAAUAUUGUUAAUAUUAUGAGUGGAGUAUUGUCUGUAUCGUCUUUUAAAUAUAUUAUCAUUAUCGUU